AUGUUGAAAACAUCAUUUCGUUCAAUUUCCACCUCAAUCGCAGCUCGAUCAUUAAUCGAAAGGGAACUCUACCAGGGGAAUUCUGUGGUUCGGCUAAUUCUCAACGAUAAAAAAGUAAAUUCCCUAUCACUGGCGAUGAUUAAAGAACUUUACUCUGAGCUGAAAGCAAUUCAUAACAUUGAAAAGGUUCGAUCUGUGAUUCUGGCUCAUAAUGGAAAAGCGUUCUCAGCAGGACAUGAACUAGACGAACUGAAAAGUGAGAAAGGGAAAGAGUUGCAUAACGAGAUUUUCGACACCUGUGGUGACAUGAUGAAUUUCAUGCGAUUCAUGAGCGUUCCAAUAAUUGCUGAGGUCACUGGAAUGGCCGCCGCAGCAGGAUGCCAGCUCGUUGCUUCCUGUGACAUCGUAGUUGCCGGAAAAUCAUCAAUGUUCAUGGUUCCAGGACAAAAACUUGGGCUCUUCUGCUCGACACCAGGAGUUGCUCUAGCUCGUAACAUUCCGAAUAAAGUUGCUAUGGAUAUGCUCCUCACAGCACAACCAAUCGAUGCUGAAGCGGCUCUUCGUGCUGGCCUUAUUUCUCGUCUCGUCGACGACGACCAAGUAAAGUACGAAGCCUUAAAAGUAGCUGAACAGAUCGGACAGUUCAGUAGAUCUGUUACAGCAUUGGGAAAAGCGUUUUUCUACACACAGACUGAACUGAAUACAACUGAUGCCUACAGACACGCGUCCAAGGUGAUGGUUGGAAACCUGAAGCUGAAAGACUGCCAAGAAGGAAUCUCGGCAUUCCUUGAGAAGCGCACUCCUGAAUUCUCAGGCACCAAUGAUCUAACCGACAAAAAGGAAUGA
Molecule: messenger RNA, 846 nt
Organism: Caenorhabditis bovis
Lineage: Eukaryota; Metazoa; Nematoda; Chromadorea; Rhabditida; Rhabditidae
Source: the annotation of a GenBank genome assembly